Messenger RNA from Diaporthe batatas, 2452 nucleotides. Its product is annotated as aspartic endopeptidase. The record is from RefSeq and is a predicted model, not a curated record. Gene Ontology annotation, biological process: membrane protein proteolysis. Lineage: Eukaryota; Fungi; Ascomycota; Sordariomycetes; Diaporthales; Diaporthaceae. The transcript has a single exon. Gene Ontology annotation, cellular component: lumenal side of endoplasmic reticulum membrane; cytoplasmic side of endoplasmic reticulum membrane; membrane. Gene Ontology annotation, molecular function: aspartic endopeptidase activity, intramembrane cleaving. The coding region runs from base 475 to 2220 and encodes 581 amino acids.
CCAGAAAAUCAGAUUAGGCACACAAGCAGGGACAAAGGCCAAACAGUGACUUCUGGACAGGCAUUCAUUCUGCCACCUCACGUCUUUCUUGAUGAGCAUUUCUCUACCUGGAGUCUAGUCUGAACAAGGAAACCUCCCACCAAUAUGCCCACAGCAGUUCCGAACCUGCGUGUCUGCUAGGCUGUCACCUGCAGAGGCCACAUCAUUCCGCAACGAGACGAGUGGGACUGGGUUUGCCCAGUAGCUUGAGCAGUAGCAGCGGAACUGCGACCGGCCAUCAUACCGAGGCAGCCACCCUUGAUCUCAGAGCGACACAAACGUCACCAGCAAGGGGUUUCAUCCUUUGACAGUCUGGAGCCGCCCGUCUUCGAGCAUAUUCCGUCAACCGGGAACGGCUGCAACGGCAUCAAGACAGUACCUACCGGGCCCUAAAUUCCAACUUCGGCCCGCACACCACUCGCUCAUCGCGAAAUCAUGGCUGAAGCGGACCACACAAUGUCGGCCGCCACGGCAACACCAUCUGCCGUCCUAGACGAGCAUACCAUCCAGCCCGACCCAACAAUGUGGGACAUGGUUAUUGCCAGGGACUUCUUCUCUAUCGAGAUCAAGAUGGUCCUCAGCGCUAUCCUCAUCAUCUAUGUUGGCGCACACGCAUCGCUCCGCAGACCUCCAUCCGCCGCCCCGCCCACCAAGCUGAAGAGGAAGGGUGGCAAGCUUGUCGUCGACGAUGAGAAGGAGCACUUUGCCCAGGGCUUCCAGGCCACUGACGCCAUCUUGUUCCCCCUGAUCGCCGCUGCCGUCCUCAUAGCGCUCUACUACCUCAUCAAGUGGCUCCAAGACCCGGCCGUCCUGAAUAUGAUCCUGAGGCUCUACAUGGCCAUGACCGGCAUCCUGUCCAUCGGUAUCUUCUUUGGGGACAUUUUCCAGUUCGUGGUGAACGUGGUGUCUCCCGACUACUGGGCCGAUAAGUCCGGCCGUGUCUUCGAGAUCGACCCUAUCAGCCGCACCCACAAGCUCCUCAAGGCACCAGGCGAGGACAGCUCGGAGAAGGAGGCCGACUCUCAUAAGCGUCUGCCCCUUCCAGGUUUUGCUUCGGAGCUGAAGGUCUCCACGGCUAACAGCAGCGCGGCCUGGAGCAUCCGGCACUUUCUGAAAGAAAGCUGUGUCCUGAAGAUCAAAGUCCCUGGGGAUGGCUUUACAGGAGAAGUCAAGAUCACGAGUAUCAUUGGUUUCGUACUUGGCUGCGCUGUGGAGGCUCUGUACAUAUACACAGAAUCAUCCAUGCUGUCCAACGUCAUCGGCCUAUCAGUCUGCUACCUAGCUUUCAACUGGAUGUCUGUAACCUCGUUCUCUAUCGGGACCUUGGUCCUGGUUGGUCUUUUCUUCUAUGACAUCGUUAUGGUGUUCUACACGCCCUUCAUGAUGGCUGUCGCCACACAGGUCGACGCCCCGCUGAAGCUGACGUACGAGACCGCCGGUGGAAGGAGCAGCCUCCUCGGCCUGGGCGACAUUGUCAUCCCUGGCAUCUUCAUCUGUCUGGCGCUGCGGUUCGACUUGUGGCGACACUACCAGCGCAAGGUUACUCGCGUGCAAGAGGAUCUGAAAACUGUCACCAAGGACAACAACGAAGGCGAUUCUGUCACUGCAGACAACACCCCGAGCGAAACCACCACUGUCAAGACGGCGUACCGUACCGUCAAGGCGCCGUUUGUUGACCCUCGCGGCCAGUGGGGCAAUUUCCUCUGGACCACUAGCCCACGGGACAUUGUCUCCGGCCGACCGGCCGUCAAAUUCCUGGCUGACGCCGAUUUCCCAAAGACCUAUUUCCGCGUCACCCUCCUGGGCUACCUGAUUGGCAUGCUCGCAACCCUGGUCGUGCUGAUCAUAUUCAAGCACGGCCAGCCUGCCCUCCUGUAUCUUGUGCCCGGUGUGGCGGGAUCGGCGUGGCUGACGGGCCUGGUCAAGGGCGACCUCAAGCACAUGUGGGAAUACACCGAGGACGGAAGUCUAGAUGUUGAGGACGUCAUUGUGGAGGUUGACGCCGAUGGUAAUGUCAUCAAGAAGGAGGAUAAGGAAGACCCAGCAAAGGACGUCGCCACGAGCAAGGAUGAAAGAAAGGGAAAGAAGGACAAUAGGGCUGGAGAAAACGAUGAUGGCAACUAUGAGCUGUUUGUUUUUUCAAUCAGUAUGCCAAAAGAGGCGAGCCUGAAAGAGGAUUAGAUGGUCUGUAUAUAGUGUGCCUGUCGAUUGAGCCGUCCUAGCGGUGAUGGUCUGGACGAGUCCCGCCUCCGUGAUAAUGGCUAAGGAGGCUUGCUCCGGAGAGCACUCUUUGAACGCUGCUGCUCGCUCGGCUGCCUCUACCUGUACUACCAUUGCAUACUUAGUUCUAGUUGCCAGUGAAGCCUAGUGGCUCACCGUACCGAGAGUCAAAUUAUACAUGCAUACAAAUUGG